Sphaeroforma arctica JP610 is the source of this 1386-nucleotide messenger RNA. RefSeq lists its product as hypothetical. The record is from RefSeq and is a predicted model, not a curated record. Lineage: Eukaryota; Ichthyosporea; Ichthyophonida. The coding region runs from base 1 to 1119 and encodes 372 amino acids. The transcript is spliced from 2 exons.
AUGCAAGAGAUAGACACAGCACCCCCACGGUGUACCUGUGCGUGCUCGUGUGGGGCACGCCCAGCGUUCGCGUUGGACGUGGUCACUUCAGCCACCAAUACUACUUCUCCUGCCAAACUUCCUUCUACUGUCGCAAUCUCGCCGACAUCGAAGUCAUCUGAAGUCAGUGCUAAACCUAAUGCACUCCCAUCUAUGCACAACCGUAAGAAUGCUAAAAUCACGCCAAGUCAGCUUACACUCGAGAACACUAACUUCGACAUAGAUAUACGCGAUGGUGACACGAUAGGCACAGAUGUACUCUCAGAAGCAACUGUGCUUGCUCAUACAAAUGGUACGGAACAAGAAAGCAUACACUCUCUACAGAACGUGGAUUUGGAUGGAGGUGGGGUAUCAUCAACAGUACACUAUACUACACACACUGAUAAGACUGAACCGCGUGAUGCCAGCCUCUCUCAUGUGUCGUCUGCGUACGAUAUGAACAAGUUAAUGUCGCCUAAUGCACUCAGACUGUUCUUUAUGGAUGAGUACUCGCCAUCCCCACGAGGUAAGAAGGUAGUCGCAGGCCCUACACCUCUGGCACCAUGGCAACGGUCUCAUACUGGGCCUGAUCUGAGUAUCAAAGACUCUCGUGUGACGGCCACACGAAAGAAGAUAGCGGCGACAUCAUCAAAUGGAGAUAGCACAGAUAUGGUUACCUCGGACAGUCUAUUAGAGGAGGAUACUGUACUGGGCGUGGGCAACGGUGAGAAACGCAAUAGUGUGACUGUGGGGGUACUAGACCGCAUCGUACACCGGGAAGAGGGCGAUGAGGUGACAUUCGGGCGAUUGGUAAAGCAGCAGAGCUUGCUGCGCCGGCGUGUGAACAGUCACAAUGGCUUACUUAACUUCCACGAGCUUAUGGGACUGUUUGGCGUGCCCACUACGCCCCACAGUAUGAAGCUGGCUCAGGAGGUGGAGGUGCCUGACGAUCCCGAUGUGUUCCACACCGCCAACUGUGAUAUUCUGGAUUUGUUGCUGAACUUUGGUCGAGAGGUAUCGGAUUUGCGUACGCUGAGACACGAGCAUGAGGUGUUCCCUAUGAGCAUCUCCUUUACCGUGGCGUAUAGGGAUAUCUGGUGAUACGGUUGUCUGUGGUUGUGUACAGACUGUGCAAGGACGCCUGAUGAAUGCGUCGGACGUGCGGGGGGCCGGCCCUGUUUACCUACCCCACCCUGACAAGACUCUGAAUAAUCAAGAAGGCUUCGUAGUGUGUAGCUGGCUUUGUUUUUGCCAGUUGGCGAACUUGCGAUUCCGGAACUUAAGUAAAGCUGGCGUGGCUUCAGUAUGAAGGUAUGGUAUCAACUGAUGACUAUUCGAACCUGCGGCUGAGUUAUCGGAGUGUAUUCC